GUUGAGAGUUGUGUGAGGCUACAGAUACUGGACGCAUUUUUAUUUUUGCAAAACCAUCCUAUCACAUUCAAACAAACAAUUUAGUCAGUCGUCAACACAGGAACAAAGCAAUGUGUUGGUUAAAAAUAGAGAUAAGUAAGCUUUCAGGCUCUGACUAACCGAGCGAACAAAACGUGAGAAUCACUUAUUAUCAGACAUUCUAACCAGACACAUCUUGAAGUAAACGUCGUUUCAGUGUUUAAAAUUAAUCAGUUUUGAAAAAAAUACUUUUCUGCUUUGUUGAUUUUUGAAAACUACCAUUAAGUCAAGCUACAUAACAGAUCAUAAUUUAAGCAUGCCUAAAAUACAAGUUCAUAGUUCCCGUAUUCAGUACACUGACUCCUACAUUGAAGCUGUCUAUGGCUAUCAGAACACUGAAGUUCGUAUUCAUGGAGACAUAUUCCACGUACAUCCUCGCACCACCAAAUUUACUUUCCGCACAAAUCUGCAAGUCCCUAAGGUCGGGAUUAUGCUAGUUGGAUGGGGAACUGAAACUGGGACAACAGUUACAGCAACCGUGUUAGCCAAUAAGUUAGGUUUAAUAAACAAAGAUCAAGGAAGUCAGAGAGAACAUGUAAAUUAUGUCGGAUCAAUUACUCAAUCGACCACUGUGAUGUUAGGCCUAACCAAUGAUGGAAAUGAAGUCAACGUACCGUUGAAGGAUUUGUUACCGAUGGUAAAUCCAAAUGACAUUAUCAUUGACGGUUGGGAUUUGUGUUCUUUAAAUCUAUCCGAGAGUCUGGAGCGAGUUGAGACAAUAAACAAUGACCUAAAGCACCAACUUCAUCACGAAAUGAAGCAGAUGAAACCUCGCAAGUCUAUUUUAAACCGAGACUUUCUUCCGUCAAAGGAAAAUAUUAUUGUAGAUAAUAUAAUCCCCGGUACCAGAGAAGAGCAGAUGGCCCAGAUUCGGAAGGAUAUUAACGACUUCAAAACGCAAAAACUUCUUGACAAAAUCAUUGUUGUUUGGAUAGCCAAUGAAGAAAAAAAUAACGAUGUCAUUGAUGGUGUAAAUGAUACAGCAGAUAAUCUGUUGAAAUCUAUUGAAAAGAACACUUGUGCAAUAGCACCUUCAACCCUCUUUGCCGUUGCUAGUAUUUUGGAAGGAUGUUCUUUCAUCAACGGCACAUCGCAAAAUACUUUUGUUCCUGGAUGCAUAGAGCUCGCUGAACGACACAAAGUUUUCAUUGUCGGGGAUAGAAUCCAAUCACUUCAGACAUUAACCGAGAGUUCAAUGUUGGACUUCCUGACAUCCGCUGGUAUCAGAGUGAAUUCUGUGGUCCAGCAAAAUAAGGUAGAAAAAAGCACAAUUUUUUCAACCACUAACGUGCAAUGCGGCGCAAAUGACCAUUACAAGGGAAACUUGGAGAUGAACACAACAAUGGGUUCUGGUACAGGACCUGAAGAAUGCUCCUGUUCAGAUGGGAAUGUCCAAAUUCCAGAGGUAUUCAGUAGAGCCGAGUAUCACUUAGAACUUGGAAUCGAAGGUCUCAACACCAUCGUUGUCUACAACACGUGUAAAGACUUCCUGCUGGCCAGUCCCAUACUUCUUGAUCUGAUCAUACUGACGGAGCUGUGCCAGAGAAUUAUUUUUCGAGUGGGAGACUCCCUUAAGUUCCAGUCUUUCAACAGUGUUCUGUCUGUUCUGGGUUACUUGUGUAAAGUUCCUCUAAUGACCCGUAAGGCUCCCGUAAUAAACACACUCUACAGACAAAGAAAGUGCAUAGAAAAUAUUCUUCGGGCAUGUUUGGGAUUAGCUCCUGAAAAUAACAUGAGUUUGGAAAGUAAAUUGAGCGAUUCAACCGACUGGAAUGAAUCACAAGAUAUUAUGCGUUCCCGCGCACAGAGUAAAAUUGUUACUAUGGACGACAUUCGAGCGGUAGUGGGUAGCGUUCAUAACCUCCCAAGUGGAGAAGUAUUGGCUGGCAGUUUACAUUAAUGACGUUGUCAAAGCAACAGACAGUUAUGGUUCUUUGGGCUGUAAUUAAUGAGACAUGGAUUGGUCAUUUGAUUACUGUUAAACACCUUUCGUGAUCAAUACCUCUAAAUUCUGUUUUUAACACGAGUUAUAGAAUGAACUUAUACCAAAAUUAACAUCAUAAAUAGAAUACUUUUAGUAAAGUUGGGUAAAAUGAACGUCAUACAGUAAUUUUUAAGUUGCUUCCCAAUUCAUAUAUAUGUGAUAUGUUAUAAUAAUUAGAACAAAUCACAGGAAGUUUUGUGUAAAAAAAAUGAACAAACCAUAGUUUGUGCCUCAUAAGAAUAUGUUUUAUGAUAAAAAAGAUGGACAACCCACAGUUUCAAAGAUCGUGAUUCAGGACAGUAUACGUGUUUUUAAUAAUAACAUUUCAAACAGUGUUAAUUUAAAGAUAAAUGUUCACAUCUGACAAAGAAACGCUCUUGCACAAUCACUUUAACGUUCUGUAGAAAUAUGAGGAAUGUACUACGUAUUGAUAUUUGGUUGACGUCAUUUUGUUUCAGGAAGACCUUUCAAUGUCACAACUGUCUUUCUACGAAAUGAAAUCGAAUAAUGUGAAAUCAGUAAAAAAUAAAAUAAACUA
Molecule: messenger RNA, 2600 nt
Organism: Limulus polyphemus (Atlantic horseshoe crab)
Lineage: Eukaryota; Metazoa; Arthropoda; Merostomata; Xiphosura; Limulidae
Product: inositol-3-phosphate synthase 1-B-like
Exons: 4
Coding region: 335-1978 (547 amino acids)
Biological process (GO): inositol biosynthetic process; phospholipid biosynthetic process
Cellular component (GO): cytoplasm
Molecular function (GO): inositol-3-phosphate synthase activity
Source: RefSeq, a predicted model, not a curated record